Molecule: messenger RNA, 2493 nt
Organism: Lethenteron reissneri (Far Eastern brook lamprey)
Lineage: Eukaryota; Metazoa; Chordata; Hyperoartia; Petromyzontiformes; Petromyzontidae
Source: RefSeq, a predicted model, not a curated record
UGAGGAUGGUGUUGAGGAUGAGGAUGGUGUUGAGGAUGGUGUUGAGGAUGAGGAUGGUGUUGAGGAUGAGGAUGGUGUUGAGGAUGAGGAUGGUGUUGAGGAUGAUGUUGAGGAUGAGGAUGGUGUUGAGGAUGAGGAUGGUGUUGAGGAUGAGGAUGGUGUUGAGGAUGAGGAUGGUGUUGAGGAUGAUGUUGAGGAUGAGGAUGGUGUUGAGGAUGAGGAUGGUGUUGAGGAUAAGGAUGGUGUUGAGGAUGAUGUUGAGGAUGAGGAUGAUGUUGAGGAUGAGGAUGGUGUUGAGGAUGAGGAUGGUGUUGAGGAUGAGGAUGGUGUUGAGGAUGAGGAUGGUGUUGAGGAUGGUGUUGAGGAUGAGGAUGAUGUUGAGGAUGGUGAUGAGGAUGAUGUUGAGGAUGAGGAUGGUGUUGAGGAUGAGGAUGGUGUUGAGGAUGAGGAUGAUGUUGAGGAUGGUGUUGAGGAUGAGGAUGAUGUUGAGGAUGGUGUUGAGGAUGGUGUUGAGGAUGAGGAUGAUGUUGAGGAUGGUGUUGGGGAUGAGGAUGGUGUUGAGGAUGAGGAUGGUGUUGAGGAUGAUGUUGAGGAUGAGGAUGAUGUUGAGGAUGAGGAUGGUGUUGAGGAUGAUGUUGAGGAUGAGGAUGGUGUUGAGGAUGAGGAUGGUGUUGAAGAUGAGGAUGGUGUUGAGGAUGAUUUUUUUAUGGAUGAGGAUGAUGUUGAGGAUGAGGAUGGUGUUGAGGAUGAUUUUUUUAUGGAUGAGGAUGGUGUUGAGGAUGAGGAUGGUGUUGAGGAUGAAGAUGGUGUUGAGGAUGAUGUUGAGGAUGAGGAUGGUGUUGAGGAUGAGGAUGGUGUUAUGGAUGAGGAUGGUGUUGAGGAUGAGGAUGGUGUUGAGGAUGAUGUUGAGGAUGAGGAUGGUGUUGAGGAUGAGGAUGGUGUUGAGGAUGAUGUUGAGAUGGUGUUGAGGAUGAGGAUGGUGUUGAGGAUGAUGUUGAGGAUGAGGAUGGUGUUGAGGAUGAUGUUGAGGAUGAGGAUGGUGUUGAGGAUGAGGAUGGUGUUGAGGAUGAUGUUGAGGAUGGUGUUGAGGAUGAGGAUGGUGUUAUGGAUGAGGAUGGUGUUGAGGAUGAUGUUGAGGAUGAGGAUGGUGUUGAGGAUGAUGUUGAGGAUGAGGAUGGUGUUGAGGAUGAUGUUGAGGAUGAGGAUGGUGUUGAGGAUGAGGAUGGUGUUGAGGAUGAGGAUGGUGUUGAGGAUGAGGAUGGUGUUGAGGAUGAGGAUGGUGUUGAUGAUGAGGAUGAUGUUGAGGAUGAGGAUGGUGUUGAUGAUGAGGAUGAUGUUGAGGAUGAGGAUGGUGUUGAUGAUGAGGAUGAUGUUGAGGAUGGUGUUGAGGAUGAGGAUGGUGUUGAGGAUGAGGAUGGUGUUGAGGAUGAGGAUGGUGUUGAGGAUGAGGAUGGUGUUGAGGAUGAGGAUGGUGUUGAGGAUGAGGAUGGUGUUGAGGAUGAUGUUGAGGAUGAGAAUGAACCAAGAAUAUGAAUCCCUGCAGUCACGAAAGCUUUAAAUCAAAAGAUGAGGAUGGUGUUGAGGAGGGGAUUGAUGAGGCUGCCUGGGCGCUGCCACACGCAGGCCAGUGCCUUAGCCCACAGUUCGACAAGUGCCCUCAGCUAGUGCCGUGGGGAUCACGUGGGAACGGCGCCCGUUCCCCAGCUCUUCGCAGCCACUAACUCAUCUCUAGAAGCUCGCUUCAAACAUUUACGCUCCAUCAUGUAUCGCAAUAUAUAUUAUUGUAUCUAGCGCGCUUCAAUUGGGUGUAUUUCGUGAGCCAGCGAGUGACCGGAUGGCGGCAUGGUGAAGACCGAACGCCGUGAUAAAUCACCGUGGGCGUCCAGGUGCAGUGGUUUUUUUUUAUGUUUGUCGACAAAAAACGAGAGCACUUUUAAGGCAACCCGUCACCGGCAACCACGUCGGCUUGUCACGAGAAAUUGCCGGGCGGCGGGGGGAGGCGAGGGUUGGUGGAUCACGCGAACGUUCCCCGGCUCGCCGGCAGAAGGCGACAGAGCGGAAUGCGGACAAGCGUCAAUCCGGUCCAUCUGUGCAGGAUCGAGUGUUGCCCCCUCGCACGAGUCGAUUUCUCAGGCUACUCCGGUUCCCCUCCCACGUGCACGAAUACGCGUCGAUUAGCUGAACACAUCUUAAUACAUCAUGGGCCCCAAAUCUUGGGCAAUUGUUCGGAGCGCCGGGCUCGUCGCCGCUGCUGCCUUCCCGCUCGUCUGCGGCUCCUCCGCGCGUUACAAAUUUGUAAAGCAAAAAAGCGUUGCGAGAUGCAAAGUGCGUGACGCUCUGUGAAACUAACGCGUUGUGGUCAUGGAUGUCAUCGCCGAGCCACUUAGUUGCAUCUAGCCACGAGCUAAGGGGCCGUCCAUAAAUGACAUCACGCACCUAGGGGGGGACAUUUGUGACGAUGUGUGAUGAUGAGGGGGGGGGGUUUGAUAAAUG